Lolium perenne is the source of this 2899-nucleotide messenger RNA. RefSeq lists its product as uncharacterized. NCBI's taxonomy places the organism in Eukaryota, Viridiplantae, Streptophyta, Magnoliopsida, Poales, Poaceae. The record is from RefSeq and is a predicted model, not a curated record.
CGACCGUUGCACGCACCGCAGCCGCAACGCUCCUCCGCAAGAAAGCAAAAUCACUCGCCUGUAUUUUACUCCCGACCGCACUCACCACAGUGCCACAGUGCUCCGGAAGAGACUGGAUCAUCGAUGGCGGCGUUCACGGAGGAGGAGAGGGCGGUGGACGACGCGCUGGGCUACCCCAAGGCCUACGCCAGGCUCUGCCGCGGCGCCGCCGGCGGGGCGCUCGGCCUUCCCUACGCCCACGGCCCGCCGCACGCAUUCCUCCCCUACGUCCUCCAGCCCCACGAGGCGCUGCGGGCCAAGGACCUGAACGAGACGUUCCCGGUGCUGGACCCGGACGCGGCGCCCACGGCCAACCCGCGCGGCUUCGCCAACCUCCUCUGGAAGCAGCUCGACCACCUCGGCAACGCCGGCUUCGACCCGGCCCUCUUCCGGGUCGACGCCCACGGCAACGUCCUCUACCUCCACGCCGACUCCGCCUCGCCGCUCGCGUGGGACGUCGCCCACUGGUUCCCCUGCGCACGAGGAGGGCGCACGGUCCCGAGCAACCUACGGGUCUUGCAGCUGCAGGUGUCCAGGAAGAGGCACAACAAGCUCGAGUUCCUCGUCCCCUGGUGGGAUCUGCAGCUCGGCAUCUCCGUCAACCAGUUCCUCUCCAUCUUCGCCUCCAAGAACGCCGAUUUCAGGAACAGAGCCUUCGCGUUCCUCUUCGCCGACGGCUCCAACGAGGAGCUGAGCGCGGUGCAGGCGGUGGAGGGACACGCCUUCCCGCACCACUUCUCCGAGAUGAAGAACAAGGUCGGCCUCGCGCCCGCCGCCAUCGUUUCCGCCAGGGGAUCCGACAGUUCCGUGCUCAAAUCACUCGACGCCAACAGACCGGUCAGGUCCAACUACCCCUUGAUCGCUGCCAAGAAAUUCUCGGGCGAGAAGGACGACAACUCGGCGGCGCACGGGCACGGGGCGAAAGAGAACAACAACCCAGAUGUCGACGGCUACAUCAGCAACCCGUACCUGUCCAUAGCCAUGGCCAGGGACUCGCUGAGGCAGCGCGAGGAGUCCAAGAAGAAGCAAGCGGAGCUCGCCGAAUUGGAGGACGAGGUGACGGAGAUGCAGCACAAGACUGAGGAGGACAGGGUGGCCAUCCAGGACCUGGAGGCGCAGCUCAUCAAGAGGCGUCGGCGAGUCGAGAAGUGCCGCCGCUUGGCGGAUGCCCAGUCCAACUACAAGGCCGUGCUGGAGAAGAUGAUCAGAGACGCCAUGCACCAGAGUGUUGUGUACAAGGAGCAGCUUAGGCUGAACCAGGCUGCAACUAGUACUCUGAUGGCGAGACUGGAGGCCCAGAGGGCAAUGUGUGACUCGUCUGAAACCGAGCUCCGCAAGAAGUACCAGCACAAGGAUGAUCUGGAGAGGCAGGUGAGGCCUUUCAUUGAUCAAGCGAGGAAGAGGUACCGGGUCGAUGAUGAAAUUCAAGAGGAAAGGCACUGUGAGAGUGCAAGGUACUUGCCAGAAAGAAGAUUCAGGAGCAGCCCUCUCAAACAGGAGCUGAGAGUUUUCCUGGAGCAGGAUCAGAGGAAUUCAGAUGCAUAUGUUUCCCUGGAGGAAGAAGAAAUUGGUGAAGGAACUCCAGCAAUGGGCUAUGUCAACAAUGAAUCUUCCAAGGUGAUUAACUUCCCAAGGAGGUCCAUCACCACUGAAGAGAAUAACACAUGCUACGUUGAAAGAGGAAGAGCGUCAGUGAGGGAGAAGCUAGAACAAUCUGCGAUCAGGGAACGGCAUCGAAGCAGGGGAAGGGAAAGAAAGGAAACCAUGGCAUCAAGGGGGAUUGGUGGUGGUACACCUAUCAGGUCAAGAGAUAAUAGGGGCAAGGCAGCCAUGCUUGAGUCUGAAACUGAAAAAUCUUAUGCAAGCCAGACAGUCUCAUUGCCAAGGACCUCCUCGGUUCCACCAAGUCCUCCAUACAGAGCGAGCGGCGCAUAUGGAAUGCCAAGGUAUCCCACAGAGCAGUCACUACCCUUGCAAAAGAAUCACGCUCUUCAUCCUCGACGUGUUGGCAGAUCAGAAGUCAAUGAAAACAUGAACCACAGUGGUAAAGGCAAUGUGGAUAAGUGGCUUCAUAUGCUCAUGGAGGACCAGCAAGAAGGAAAUGAAGUGUACCAUUCUUCGGAAGAACACGGUGGUAGCGAGGAGGAUGCUUCGGAUGAGCAGCAAGUGCAAAGCAGAAUCAAUGACGACGACGAGAGCUGCAGGAAUGAGAUCACUGAAUGUUCUGAAGAAAUUGUUGAUGCUGGUGGCGGCAAGACAGCUACUCACCAUGGCACUCCAAGAUACAGGAACUGCAGGGAUGGGAUCACUGAAUUUUCUGAAGAAAUCGUCGACGUCGGUGCCGAGAUCGCUUCUCACCAUGGCACUCCAAGAUGCAGGAAUAGCUUUGAAACUAGUAAGGAUGAGAAAGUGGAAAAGAAGAUUUGGUUCCCUAGAUCCGACAGCGGCAGGGGUUUUCGGUCUCUGCCUUCCUCACCUUCAAAGAUCCUGGGAAUGAGAAGAGGUGUGGAGAAACAGAAGGUGGCCGGUGGCGAUGACAACAGAUAUGGGUAUGAGGAUUCAGUGUCCACGAGCAGUAGCAAGUUCCUCAGCAAAUGCAGGCAGGCUAUCAAGAAAGCAGUACACAAAUGAGGCAAUCUCACCCUGUUUAUUCUUUUAAACAUGUGUUUACGUUUGUGUGAACUACCAUUAUUUGUUCAUGUAGUUGAAUAAGUUAGUUAGCGAGGCAUAGAAGACAGAAUUCUGUCAGAGGCCCAAUCUGUAAAAUGCGAACAUUUGUGGUUACAGAUCACCCUUGUGUGAUCAGAAUAUGUGUGUUCAUCUAUUUGUUGAUCUGUGAAAAAAAGAUUAUAUUCAGAAA